UUGUGCUGUGUCAGUCUCGAGCUUCGCGCCGUCUCGAAUGGACUCGGUAAACGAGUCUUUGCUCGAUUUUUAAACUUCGCUUAUCGCCAGUGAGUGUAGUGUGCAGUGCCAAUUAAAAACAAACCCCACCCACCGAUCCCCAAAAAAUUUUUAAUUCAAAUUUCCCGCCAAAAAAAAUUAUUUUCCCCUCACAUUAAAAAAAAAAAAUUCCCUGCAAAUUUUUUGCCAAAAAAAAAAUUCAAAAAAGGAUUUAUUUCAACCACUAAGUUAAGAUUUGAAAAAAGUUUAUUAUCAACAAUAAAUAUUUCUCAAAAUUAAAUUUUUUUUUUGAAAAUUGACGCAAAUUUUUUGGGGAAAAAGAACCAAAAUUUGCGGAAAGAAAGUUGAAGAAAAGUGACCAGAAGUAAAAAAAACCGGGGAAUUCCCUUCAAAAAUGAAGGGAUGAAGAUUGGAUUUUUCAACGAGGGAUUUUCAUGUGUCAGGAAAAAUUUCAAGGUCGCGCGAUGAUGUUUCGCGACUUCCGGCACAGCAAAGGCGACGGAAAUCGUCAAAAUUGUCACCGAUGAGAAGAAUUUUCAAAUCCAAAAAGAAAAGAUAAAUUUCACUUGAAAAGAAAAUCGAAAGAUCGAAAUUUAGGGGAAUACCCAAAAAUCAUGUGAUUACCGGACAAAAUUUUGUUUUCAUUCUCCAGAAGGGAAAGUUUUCUAUAAAUAAAAGGGGAAAUAAAUAAAUAAAAUAUAGGAAGGGAAAAUUCGAUUUACAGAGUCACUCUCGAGAGUAUUGUAUAUGUAAUUUGAUAUAAUAGAGUUAUGUGUAUGAGGGUGCAAUAAGAAAAUAAGAGAAAAGUGUUGCGGAAUUCUACUUUAAUAAAGCGCGAAAAUAACGCCUGCCCCCACUUUUGAGAUUGAAGAAUAUAAUCGAAAAUUGCUUAUAAGAUUUGAAAUCACAGUUAUUGGAGAGGUCCGUCGAUCAAAGUUUUGAAUCCGUAAAUAUACUCACCAUCGACCACGUGGAGUUGCAGAUGCGUGACGAGUACUUGCACUUCUCAUAAUUUCUAUUUUGUGUCUUCACAAUUUAUUUUCCUUCGUUUUAAAAAAAAGUGAAAUUUUGUUUGCAAUUAUUUUUUGACAGUGCCUUUUGUUUUGCAAAAAAAAAAAAAUGGAGUGGAUACGUUAUUGUUUUCAAUUUCCCAACGGAAAAAUCACUCGAAAAUCCACAGCCAUGGACUGGCGGGGGGCCACGCUGACGAUUCUCUUGAUCACAAUGGCGAGGCACAGCACUACACAAGCAGCACAAAUACCUUCGCUACCUCCGACGUCGACAGUGGCAAUAGCAAACACAGUGCAAAUCGAAUGUGCGAGCGAGUCGAUAAUCGUCCACAUAUCAACUGAGGGUAAUACUGAUUUUCAUGGUCUGGUUUAUCCCAGGGGGUUGUCUAAAAAUAGCUCCUGUCUACAGGAGUACAGAAAUCAACCAGUACCCAUUACCUAUAACUUGCCUCUCAGAUCCUGCAACACCAUGCCCACCGAACUGGACGACGGUGGAAUCGAAUACUUUAAUACGAUAGUGGUGCAACCGCACCUAAAACUUGUCACGAAUCAGGGCAGAGGUUUCCACGUGAGAUGUCGCUAUCAGACUCGAGACAAAGUUAUCACGAACGACCAAGCACAAACCGCCAUGUUACAAUCUUUGCCUCAGCAGUCCAUGACGCCAAUGCCGGGCUGUACAAUGAAGAUUUUUAGCGGGGACCCAACGAGACAUCGAGUCGCAGAGAAUGUGAAAAUUGGCGACCCUUUAACUCUAGUGAUAAGCAUUGACAAACAGGAUUUAUUUGGUCUCAAAAUAUCCGACUGUAUAGUUCGAGACGGUCUCGGAUGGGGCGAGCAACGUCUCAUUAAUGACCAAGGGUGUCCUGUUGAUGGUGAAAUUAUGGGUCAAUUCACUUAUAAUGGAGACAAGACGGAGGCCAAAGUCAAUUUUCAAGCUCACAAAUUUCCUUACACAGCGAGCGUCUAUUAUCAAUGUAACGUUCGUCUUUGUGUCAAAGAUGGCGGCGGUUGCUCACAUACGCCGCCAUUGUGCAAUGAAGUAAGAAGAAGACGCAGGGACUCGAGUGCUGAAGAAAAGAAUAAGGCAGCAGCCGAGGGCUUGGAUGGUGGCACGCCAGCCACGAUAGAAGUUUACAGUGGACUUUACGUGAACGAGGCAUCUGAUCUUGCCUCAAGAUCAGAUUUUGCUGAUGUCUUCAGAGAAAGAGCGUUCGAUGAUCCGAACAGUAUCUGCAUUUCGCCGAAGACAUUCACGAUCGCGGUGAUAAUAGCGAGUCUAAUUUUGAUGCUGUCCGUGGCGGCAGCGAUUUUCCUCGUCAUGGCAAAGAGGCGGCACAAGAGUGUCUCAACCACGGGCUCAUCCAUAUAUAGCGGCCCCUACACGAACACCGCCUACAGCCACAGCAGUUAAAUCCACAAUAAUUCAGAAUUCGCAUUAUUUAUAUUAUUAAAAAAAACGAGCCUAAAUAAUUAUUAUACUAUGUAAUAAUAAUAAUCAAUUAUUAUAAUUUUUAUAAUAAUAAUCAUUCAAAAAAAAAAAAAAAAAAAACCGAAUCCUCGAGAUAUUAAAAG
Messenger RNA from Leptopilina heterotoma, 2621 nucleotides. RefSeq lists its product as uncharacterized. Lineage: Eukaryota; Metazoa; Arthropoda; Insecta; Hymenoptera; Figitidae. The transcript is spliced from 9 exons. The record is from RefSeq and is a predicted model, not a curated record. The coding region runs from base 1159 to 2460 and encodes 433 amino acids.